This is a messenger RNA of Mucor mucedo, 946 nucleotides long. Its product is annotated as S-adenosyl-L-methionine-dependent methyltransferase. The record is from RefSeq and is a predicted model, not a curated record. The transcript has 3 exons. The coding region runs from base 28 to 882 and encodes 284 amino acids. Gene Ontology annotation, cellular component: nucleolus. Gene Ontology annotation, biological process: rRNA (guanine-N7)-methylation. Gene Ontology annotation, molecular function: rRNA (guanine) methyltransferase activity. Lineage: Eukaryota; Fungi; Mucoromycota; Mucoromycetes; Mucorales; Mucoraceae.
UUUUUUAUUUAGAGUGUCAUAGAAAAGAUGUCUCGUCCUGAACAUAUCGCACCUCCAGAAAUUUUUUAUGGCGACGACGAAGCCAGAAAGUAUACCGACAACUCUCGUAUCACAGCUAUUCAAGCCGAGAUGGCUUAUCGGGCACUUGAAUUAUUAAACUUGACAGAAGGACCCAAGUAUUUGCUUGAUAUUGGUUGUGGAUCUGGACUUAGUGGCGAGAUUUUAGAAGAAGAGGGUCACACAUGGGUAGGAAUGGAUAUUUCACCUGCCAUGUUGGAUGUAGCCAAUGAAAGAGAAGUAGAAGGCGAUUUGUUCUUACAAGAUGCUGGUCAAGGUAUGGCAUUUAGACCUGGUACAUUCGAUGGCUGCAUUAGUGUUUCUGUGCUUCAAUGGCUUUGUAAUGCAGAUAAGACUAUCAAUAGACCAAAAGCCAGAAUUCAAAGAUUCUUUACAACAUUAUAUGCUGCGUUGGAUAAAGGAGCAAGAGCUGUAUUCCAAUUUUAUCCUGAAAAUGACGAUCAAAUUCAAUUGAUUAUCGAUGUUGCAACAAAGUGUGGUUUUGAAGGUGGUCUUUUAGUUGAUUACCCCAAUUCUAAAAAGGCAAAGAAAUAUUACCUCUGUUUAUUUGCUGGUGUACAAUCCGGUAAAAAGAAUCAAAUGCCUAAAGCUUUGGGUGAAGACGGUGAAAUGCAUCCUGACGAAGAGAAAUCCAUUCAAUAUGAAAAGCGUAAACAUAUGCAAAAGAAGAGAAAGUCUAACCGUACUGCCAUUAAAGGCAAAGAUUGGAUCAACAAUAAAAAGAAGGUUGCUAGGGACAGAGGUGACAAGAUCGUUGCCAAUGAUUCCAAGUUCACUGGUCGGAAGAGAAAAGUCAGAUUUUAAUAAUCCAAUCAUUUUUCACCCCUUUUUAAUACUUACAUAAAAAUUUCGUUUCCUCUUCAUCCCC